UAACCACAGGGAAAUGGCAGGCAAGAAGAAAGAAAUCCAGCUCCAGAUGCAAAUAACCAAUGAGAACCAGUGGGGUGAAAUGUUGCUGAUGAAAGGUGUAGUAGUAAUAGAUGUGUAUCAAGCCUGGUGUGGUCCUUGCAAAGCUGUGCUGAGCCUAUUCAGGAAGCUGAAGAGCGAGUUCAGUGAAGACGAUGUGCUGCAUUUUGCCGUGGCAGAGGCUGACAGCAUUCUGGCUCUGCAGUCAUUCAGGAACAAAUGUGAACCUGUGUUUCUGUUUUGUGUUAAUGGCAAAAUUAUCUCAAUAGUGAAAGGUGUCAAUGCUCCUCUUCUAAGUAAGAAAAUAACAGAGCUAGUGCUAGAAGAGAGAGCAAUUGCAUCUGGACAGAAAGAGCACACCACGGUAGAAGAACUUGUUUUGCAUGAAGAGAAACCACCAGAAGAGCCUGUUGAGGAGACCGCAUCUCAGGAAAAAGCAGUCAAAUAUUCUCUUGGUAUUAUAAAACCUGAUGAUGUCUCAGAGGGACGUGUAGAAGAAAUUAAAAGCCAGAUUACAAACGCAGGAUUUAGCAUCGAAGCAGAAGAGGAGAAAAUGCUAACUGAAGAGCAAAUCAGAGUGUUCUAUGCCUGUAGAGCGAAAGAGUGUUUAUCACAGGGUAGGACUGGAACUAAGCAAGUGAACAGGCAGGAAGAGAAAGCAUCUCCAGUCAAGUUCAUUUUUCCGGCCCUAUCCUACAUUAGGACACCCGAUUUUGAAGAUUUCCUUCAAUUCAUGCUAAGUGGACCAUGCCACAUUUUGAUCGUCUCUAAAAAAAACCCAACUGAUGCUAUUCCUCACUGGAAAGAGCUAGAUGAGAUGAGUAAGAGCGUUGAUGAGGCUGAGAAGCCAGACAGGGGGGAAGAAACUGUGGAAACUGGGGCUCUAUUAAAUGUAUGUGAUAUGGAAGAUAGCAUAGAAAAUGCCAGCAGACAACUUGCCUUCUUCUUCCCAAAUUUUGAUACCCACAAGACAGAGCAAAGAACAGAAAAAACUUUGGCCUUAAUCAGACCAUGUCUCCUAAAGGAAAGACGAGAGUCAAUCCUGCAAAGAAUAAAGGAUGAUGGCUUCAAAAUAGCAAUGCAGAAAGAAAUCACCCUAACUGAAGAACAAAUACAUGAAUUUUACAAAGAGCAUGUAGAUCAAGACUACUUCCCAGUCCUUCUAGAGCAAAUGACCAGUGGUCCAACUCUGGUACUUGCUCUAACAAGAGAAAAUGCUGUAGCGCGCUGGAGAGAGUUAUUGGGCCCAAAGUCUGUUGAGCAGGCUAUGAAGGAAAACCCAAACAGUUUACGUGCACAGUAUGCUGUCAGCAAUGUACCUAUUGGUCAGCUGCAUGGUAGUUCCACACCUGAUGAUGCUCAGAAGGAAUUGGAAUUCUUCUUCCCACAGGAGCACACUUUGGCAUUAAUCAAACCUGCCGCUGCUGCAAAGCAUAAAGAUGACAUCUUGCAAAAAGUGAAAGGUGCUGGAUUUACCAUCUCAAAGAUUAAAGAAGAAUCUUUAACUCGUGAGGUGGCUGCACAGUUUUACCAGGAUCACAAAGGAAAACCCUUUUUUGAAGACUUAUUGUCCUGUAUGACUGAGGGCCCAUCAGUGAUAAUGGUCUUAACAAAGGAAAAUGCUGUGGAAGAAUGGAGGCAUAUAAUGGGUCCAGUCGAUCCAGAAGUGGCUAAAGAGACCUCCCCUGGAUCAAUUCGAGCUCAUUUUGCACAAGAUAUUUUGUCUAAUGCUGUUCAUGGAUCAUCAACUAAGGAACAUGCACAGAAAAGCAUUGAGUGUGUAUUUGGAGAGCUCGAUCUAAAUUGAGCGAUUAAGAUGCAGUCGCUGAAAACUGAUGCUCAGGUCAUUAAAUGCAUUUGUCUGCCCAACCACCUA
Messenger RNA from Pezoporus flaviventris, 1912 nucleotides. RefSeq names its product NME/NM23 family member 8 (gene NME8). Gene Ontology annotation, molecular function: nucleoside diphosphate kinase activity. Bases 14 to 1843 code for a protein of 609 amino acids. Gene Ontology annotation, biological process: UTP biosynthetic process; GTP biosynthetic process; CTP biosynthetic process. The record is from RefSeq and is a predicted model, not a curated record. The transcript has 16 exons. Lineage: Eukaryota; Metazoa; Chordata; Aves; Psittaciformes; Psittacidae.